CUUUUGCCGGUAUAUAUCCCACCAUACCUUUCAAUUUUCUCAUACAUUCUUUUCACCAUGGGAAUCACUAGUCUUCAUGAACAUAUCAUCCAAACCCACAUCUUGACCCGACUCGACGGCCGAUCACUCGCCGCAGCGGGCUGCGCCUCGUCCCACCUACAAUCCCUUUGCUCCGGUGAGGAACUUUGGUCAAAUGUUUGUUCUUCAAGUUGGCCAUCCACAGAACACCCUUUGGUCAGCCAGGCCAUAUUAAAUUUUAAGUCUGGCCACCGUUCGUUCUUCUCUGAUGUCUUCCCGUCUCCCUCGGAACGCCUGUGUACCGCGUCAACACUACUACCUCCAACCGCGAAUAUUAUCUCCUCCGUUGACCUUAGGUACCGUGAUCAGAUGGUGUUUUCUAAGGUGGAAUCUACUAAUACCACGCCUAGUGAUUGGUUUCUGUCGUGUCCGUUUCGAAUUGAUCUUCUUGAACACAAAGAACUCGUCCAAUCGGAGUUGGAAAUUUCCGGUGAUGAUCAGGUAAUACAAUCGAAUCUAGAGAAACACAUGACGUUGAGUUGGAUCAUGAUUGACCCGACCCAAAACCGAGCUAUAAAUCUAUCAAGCACAAAACCGGUUUCUGUCCACCGGAAUUGGUUGACCGACGAAAUAGAGUUGACUUUUUCCGUCGUGACCUCCAUUAACUCUCACGUACAUGAUAAUGAGCACGUGAACUGCAACAUAGAGGUCACUUGCGGUGUCAAAGAAGGCACUUUGGAGUUGUAUGUGAGUGGCAUGAGUUUAACUAUACAAGAUAUUAAUGGCAAGUGUUUGAGCGGAAAGGAUAGUAUGGUAAUUUUACAUGGACUUAUGGUGGCAGAGCGACGGUGGCGUAACGGUGGUGGAGGGUGGCAGAAAGAGAUGUACGAUGAGUAUAUCCAACGGAGGAAAGAAAGAAAAGAGAAGAUGGAGAUGAGAGAACGAAGGCUUGACUUGGUUCGUGUUAGUUGUGCGGUGGCUUUCUUGAUGGCAUUUUGGUCACUUGCUCUUUUUUAAUUAUUUAGCUUAAAUGUAAUUAAGAUGAAUUUAAUGGUGAUUACCAUUUAAAUUUGUAACAUAAAACCCAUGUAACAAAAUGUGUGUCGCUAAAAGUUGAUGCUUGUUCGGGUAUAGAAUUAUAAAGUCGUUUGUUUUUGUUUUUUUAAGGAAAAAUCUCGGUACCGAAAAUAAAUUAUGUUUUAGUAA
Messenger RNA from Helianthus annuus (common sunflower), 1224 nucleotides. Its product is annotated as F-box protein At2g27310. Gene Ontology annotation, molecular function: protein binding. The transcript is spliced from 2 exons. Lineage: Eukaryota; Viridiplantae; Streptophyta; Magnoliopsida; Asterales; Asteraceae. The coding region runs from base 58 to 1035 and encodes 325 amino acids. The record is from RefSeq and is a predicted model, not a curated record.